Messenger RNA from Elgaria multicarinata webbii, 617 nucleotides. It is a transcript of the gene PTTG1, whose product is annotated as PTTG1 regulator of sister chromatid separation, securin. Bases 31 to 609 code for a protein of 192 amino acids. The transcript has 5 exons. Gene Ontology annotation, cellular component: cytoplasm; nucleus. The record is from RefSeq and is a predicted model, not a curated record. NCBI's taxonomy places the organism in Eukaryota, Metazoa, Chordata, Lepidosauria, Squamata, Anguidae. Gene Ontology annotation, biological process: homologous chromosome segregation; chromosome organization.
CUAUUUUAGUGGUCAUUUGAUGCCAAAGAAAUGGCAACGCAUAUCUUCAUAGACAAAGAGAAUAGUGAAACUGGCACAACUGCUACUUCCAAGGAUCGGCUGCGCCUGCUAUCGGCACCUUCAAAAUCUUUUGUUGAACUGUCUCACUCUAAGACAGCACUUGGUGAAAGGACAGCUAACGUAAAUCCAGCAGCAUCCGAAUUGGUCAGGAAGGCUCUGGGCAGCUUGAAUCGGCCCCUAGCAACCACAAAGGGUCAAUUCCCUGAAGGAAAAAAGUUAAUCUCUGCUGAAAAGGCUACUGAGAAUACAAACAGAGUUGAAGGCUGCAGCAUGGUUACAGAAGACUGUCCAGAAAAGGAGAAUCUGUUUCACUAUAAUCCUCUGGAAUUUGAGAGUUUUGAGGUACCUGAGAAGCACAGGUUGAGCCAUUUGUCGCUGACUGGUGUCCCUCUUAUGACAUUUGAAAGUGGAUCUGACAGAUUUGCAAGCACAAUUUCUGUUCCUGUAAAACAGCCUUCAGUUUCAUGGGGCUACGAUACUCUGCAAUCAACUAAAGACUUCCUGGCUACUUUAGAUGAAAUUAUAAUUGAUCUUCCCCCUCUUUUGUAAUAUGUUAA